Molecule: messenger RNA, 3576 nt
Organism: Sceloporus undulatus (fence lizard)
Lineage: Eukaryota; Metazoa; Chordata; Lepidosauria; Squamata; Phrynosomatidae
Gene: C4H8orf89
Product: chromosome 4 C8orf89 homolog
Exons: 8
Coding region: 90-896 (268 amino acids)
Source: RefSeq, a predicted model, not a curated record
GUUGGCUGGCGCUGCCACCGCCUCUGCCCUGAGGGGCCCGGCUCUCUGGCCGCCCCUGGGCCUCCUUUGCUUGCCCCCCGUGGGCCGCUAUGAGCAGCAGGAGCCGGCAACGCACCCGCCUGGAGCCCAAGGGUUCACAGGAACAUGACAAUAAACUCCCAGAGAUUGCAAGCCUUCAAGAGUGCAAACAUAUCACUUCUCAGCCACUGAAAGAACAAAAAUUGCCAACACUAACAUCUGACCACAGAUUUCUGGAUACCAAAGUCUCAGGAAAAUCAUUCAGAAGUUGUCCCUUUCAGAAUAGUUGGAAGAGUCCAUCAAAAAAGACAAAAACACUGAAACAAGAAUAUCCAAAUCCAUAUGGCGUGAGAGACUCAGGUGAGGCUGUUCCCAUGCCAAGUCUUUCACAGAGAUCAGACAGAUAUUCUGCCAUACCAAACCCCUCGCCAGAUGCUCAGAAGACACAAGGCGCUGCUAAUUCUUUUACAAACAGCUCUUGCAUUAAUGAUGAGCCCAGUUUGCCAUCUUUAUAUUUGCUUCCAUCUACUUCAUUACAAUAUUUUCUUGAAAAGUAUUACAAAAUCAGAGGAGAGAGAGCCGUGGGGGAUAUUAAAAGAGGGGGGUGUUCUUGGAAGCCAAGCCCUCUGAAGACAUCAGAGGUGCAUGGUGGAGCAGGAGAAUUAGGUGCUACGAGGCUGAAAAAACAAAACCGGUGUACCAGCCUAAUUUCAUUUCCAGAAGUGUCCAGGUGCAACUCUGAUUACUGCUACAAAGAUCCGGUUAGAGGAGCUCCUCCUCGGUACCUUCAACGACUUUCUGAACUGGCUACUUUGGAACAUGAAACCAUUCAUCAGGAGAAACGCAGAAAAAUCAGGAAGACAAAGAAAGAGCUGUAGACAGUGUACUGGGCAAGGAGAAGGUUCCUUUGCAUAUAUUUAAUGUUGACCUCUUGCCCACUAUCUACACCACCUCAUUGCACAACAUAAGUGAACCUCACUAUUAUUGUAAAAGGGAAAUCCAGUACAUAGAACUGAUGUUACCUUGUAAAUACCUUGGCCUUUUAAACCAAUCAGCUAAUGUGUAUAAAGCAGCUGCACAUUAUUCAGGUGUCAGAUCCUGCACAAACAUUUUGACUCCCAUUAUGGGGAAAAGGCUGAGGACAUGAAUUAAUGUACUUAUUAAAAUAGUUAUUUUUUUCUGUUGGUGAAAAAAGCUGUCUAUUGACAAGAAUGUGUGCUUUACUUCAAUUCUUAACUUUAAACUACCCCAAGCAUAGCUUGAAGGCUUUGCAGUUGCUCUGUAUAGUCUCACCAGUGAGUGUCCUUUUUCAUUGUUUGUGCCACUGCCACAAUCUGGGACUAAAAUAGAAAUUUCUGUUUCAAGUUUCCAUUUGUUCCAUGACACUUCCAAGUCACUCUGUCAUUUAACAGCCUUGCUCAGGUCUUGCAAAGUCAAGACUGUCUUCUUUGACUGAGUUGAUCUAUCUGGAAUGUGGUCUUUCUGCAUUAUUUUCUAGUGAGAUGUCUUCUCAUGGUACAUCCAAAGCAGGACAGUCUGUUUAGUCAUCUUGACUUCUAGGGAAGAGUUCAGGCUUGAUUUGCUUUAGGACCCAUUGUCUUCUUGACAGCCCAGGUUAUCUGCAGAAUUCCAGCACUACAUUUCACAUGAAUGGAUACGCUUCCUAUCAGCUUCAUUCACUAUCCAGCCUUCACUAUAGUUCAUAUACAGGCAUAUAUCUACUAAAUAGCAUAAUGUGAAUGUUCUAAGUUCUGGUCUAUCAGAUCUUACUUGCACAGAUUUCUACUAACAAAUCAAUAUUAUUUUCAUACAAACUACCUCAUUGGUUUCCAUAAAUCCUCUGCUUUGAAGAGGAAACACCACAACAGCCAAUUUAUCUUCAUAUUAAUUGCUAGAGUCCAUUCCUGUUCUCUUGCAGAGAACUAUAAAAAGAGAUAAAGCACAUUAAAGAGCCUGUAAACUAGGAAUAAACUGCACUGGAGGCACUCUGGCCCCUUCCAUCAAUCAGAAUGCUUAUAGAACUAGUUUAAGAGUCCAGGUGGAGUAGAUGGCAAUGUUUGCUGCUUCCUGCAUUAUGGCUCUGGAGGAUGCCUUCAAUAUUCUAAGUCAGAUUUACAGGGGUGUGAGAAAGAUACACCAACCCAAUCCCCAGUCAGACAAUAGUUUCCUUUUGUUUUUGAGGUGCAUGCCCAGAUCUGGUUGUGGCAAUUCUGCAAUUUAGUCCAGUGUAUUAUAACCACACAGCUGUUGUACUAUAGCUAUUCACUGUAAAAAUCAAUACAAUGGCUGCUUUUUUAUUCUAUGUGUAUGAAAAGCUUAAAUUAUGAAUAGUUGGUUCCAGUAUGUCAAGAUAAUGGUUCCUCAGCAGCUGGAUAAUAUUGAAAUGUCUCAAGAAAUAACCCAGCUGCUGCUAUAAGUAAUAAACAAGCUUGGACAAACCAGCAAGAUCUCUCUUAUCACAAAUAUUUAAGCUUUUAAUACCUUAAAUGGCAGAUGCCAGGUUUGAGCAGGUUUUUCAAGUUCACUACACAGGCUAGGAUGUUAACAAGAUGCAUAGUCAGUGUCCAACUUCCAUACAUCCAAUUCUUUCAUUCAACAGUACCAUGCACUGGUACCAACUUCUACUCACAGACCUGAGGAACAGCUCCCAAUAUGCACACUAAUGGAUUAUACUUCAUAACCAAGUACCAAAUGCCACCUCUGCUUAGUUCUUCUAUACUUGCUACUAGCUGUAAUGUUAUGUAGCCUCUGGCCAGCAGACAGCCGUUCUUGUCCUGGAUCCUCCACAAAGGACACCUGCUGCCAAUUUCCUAAUAGAGGCAGCGCUGUUAAGAUUCUCAUAUUCCAUUUGAGAAGGAAUUUUCACAAUUUUUACUUAGGUCUUUCUGUUCUCAGUCAACACUGCUGUAAAACAUACAGUACUAUCUAUGUGUAACUUGUGCUCAGCUAUAAUAUCAGAGACUAAGCAUGUGCCUAAGCACGUAAGAAAAUCACUGAAUUUUGUUGGCCAGAGUCCACUGCUGUCCGUUAAGGACAGCAUCUUAUGAUCCAUUAGCAGCACAUGUACGUAUAGACAGAAAAAUAUUUUAGACCCAUUACUGAUCUUUGCAAACUACUCUGGGAGGCUUUUGGGCUGAGCACAAAACAUCUGAAAUCUUACUAGGUCCAACAAGACUUAUUAACAGGAAAGUAGGCACAGGAUUGUAAGCCCAAGUUUCACUGAAGUCAGUAUACCUAAGUAGGAGUGAUCUCACGGAUUUUUCAAAACUCAAAAUGGCAAAUUUUAGCCUAGAACUGGAAUACUAAGUAUGCAUGAGAACUUGGGUACAGCGAAUAGAGCAUACAUGUACUUAGCGCUGGUGCUGUUCUUAAGCAACUUUAAUCAAUUGACUAAAAGAAUCUUGCUUCCUUGUAUCCAACUAAUUUUAGCUGCUGCCUUAUUCAGAGAGAUAGCUGUACUUCAGCAACCAGUGAGCAAGCCAGACUAUAAUACAGUGCUACCUCGGGUUACGAAAUUAAUUCGUUCCGCCGCCCCGUUCGUAACCCGAUGCAUUUCGC